Nanorana parkeri is the source of this 392-nucleotide messenger RNA. RefSeq names its product cytochrome c oxidase subunit 6C-like. Gene Ontology annotation, biological process: mitochondrial electron transport, cytochrome c to oxygen. The record is from RefSeq and is a predicted model, not a curated record. The transcript has a single exon. Lineage: Eukaryota; Metazoa; Chordata; Amphibia; Anura; Dicroglossidae.
AUGUCAUAGGGUCUUCUAGCCAAACCUCAGAUGAGGGGCCUUCUGGGCAAGAGGUUGCGAAUCCACAUCUUUGGUGCCUUCGCCUUUUCAUUGAGCGUUGAUGCCCUGUACAAGUAUGGUGUGGCUGAGCCAAGGAAGAAGGGGUAUGCCAACUACUAUAAGAACUAUGAUGUAGUGAAGGAGUUUGAAGCCACGAGGGAGGCUGGAGUGUUUCAGGGUGCGAGACCAAAGGGAGAAUGAGACCCCCUUUCAGGAAGAUUCUGAAUUCCCCCAUCUGUGCGCAAUGCUGGACAUACCUGAUGUGUACCUCAAUAUCCAGGGCAGGUGAACACCACUGGACGUAUUUCUACUGUUCUGUAAAUGUGUUAAAUAAAACAUUGAAAACCUGAAAA